Molecule: messenger RNA, 3527 nt
Organism: Tilletiopsis washingtonensis
Lineage: Eukaryota; Fungi; Basidiomycota; Exobasidiomycetes; Entylomatales
Exons: 6
Coding region: 204-3281 (1025 amino acids)
Source: RefSeq, a predicted model, not a curated record
CAUCCUAUCCCGCCGCGCGCUUGGUCCUCUUGCCUCCAUCCACGACACCUUCCUCAUCCCCAUCCACGACACCUUCCUCAUCCCCAUCCACGGCCUGGCUGCUCUCUCCCUCUGCCCGCGAGCCGUGACGUGGGCCGCAGCUGCCGUUUGACGCAGACCUCCUCCGCUGCGACGUGGGCCCCCUCUCCCCCACCGCACCCGCGAUGAGCAUCUUCGGCGGCGCCGACGAUGGCGAGGUGGCGCGCAUGAAGAAGACGCUGCGGCAGCAGGACAUGAACAUCUCGAACCUGCAGUCGCAAAACGCCGCCCAGCUCGCCGAGCUCGCGACGCUGCGCACCACCGUCUCGUCGCUCUCCUCGCAGCUGGCGACCGAGACUCAGCGCGCCAUUGCCGCCGAGGAGGCUGGCGCACGUGCAAAGUCCGAAAUUGAGCGCGGCAAGCUGCAGGUGGCCAACCUCGAGGCAGCCCUCACCGCCGCCAAGCGCGUCGAGGCUGACUCGCAAAAGGGCCGCCGCCGCGAGGAGGUGGAGCGCGAGCGCACCUUCGGCCACGUGGCCAAGGAGAGCGAGGAGGAGCGCAAGGCGCUUGAGGCCAAGGUGCGCACCCUCGAGGCGGCCAUCAGCCUCAAGGACGAGGAGCUGAGGCGGCAGAACGAGCCAGUGGCGUCCGGCUCGCGACGACACGCGCGUCUUGACCCCGCUGCGCGAGCGCUGGCCCUCGAGAACGAGGUGCUGGCGCUCAAGGCCGAGAACAGCCGGCUCAUCGCCACGGCAUCCGCCUCGACGGUGCCGCUGCCGCCCUCGCCGCGGCAGGAGCACGGCGGCUUCUUCGGCAGCGAGGGCGCUGCGCCGCGGCGACGAGCUCGUCGCUCGUCCGUCUCGGGCCCCAGCGCUGCCGCUCCUUCGUCCUCCGGCGAAGUUGCAGCGCUGCGCCUCGAGGUCGACUCGCUCUCCGGCGACCUGUCCAAGGCGUCCGAGCGCGCCGCCAAGGCCGAGCGCGAGGCGCUCAAGAUCUCAAACGAGCUCAUUGCAGCGCAGCGCUCAGCAUCCACAGCUGCCAGCGAGGCAAAGGAGGUCGCGGCGGACCUGCGGCAAGAGCUGCAGUGGGCCAGGCAAGAGGCUGAUGCGAUGCGGCGCGAGCUCGACGGAGGCGUCAAGCGGCCGACUCCAACAGGAGCGCCGGACCCGAAGCUGCAGAAGGAGGUCGAGUCGCUGCGCCUGCGCAUCGAAGAGCAAGACGCACGUGUGGAGCGCCUCGAGACAGAACUGGAAGCUGCGAACCAGCGUGCAGAGGCUGCCGAGGCAGCAGCUGCGGCCGCCGAGGCGGAGCGCGCUUCUGCCGCCUCCGCCUCCGCCUCCGCCUCUCCUCAACUGGCGCAAGCCGAGGCGGCCGCUCCAGCCGCCCCGCAGAGCGAGACGCGCGCCCUGCGCGAGCUGCGCCGCGAGCUCAAUGCCGCAGUGCAGGCGCGCGACACACUGCGCAGCGAGGUCACGGAGCUCGAGGACGAGGUGGAGCGUCUAACGGCGGGCGGAGCCACUGCUGGCCCGUCUGAGCGCGACCUGCAGAAGCUGCAGACCCGCGUGGUCGAGCUGGAGGCAGAGGUCGCGGCUGCUCAGACUUCGCUGGACCUAGCAAAUGCCGAGCGAGACGAGGCCUUCCAGGCUGCGGCUGCUGCUGCGGCCUCGAGCGCCGAUGUCGAGGCAUGGCAGGCGGAGCGGACAUCCCUCGUGCAGGAGCGCGAGAAUGCAGUCCUCGAGGUGGAGCAAACGAAGAGCGAGCUCGAGAGACUGCGUCAAGAAGCAGCAUGCGGUCUGUCGCGCAGCGAAGAGGCGACAGCACAGCUCGCCGAGCUGCAGACGAAGCUCUCGGACGCCGAGGCCGCUCGCGACGCCGCCUCUGCUGCUCUCGCUGCAGCACAGGCUGCUCUUGCCGAGGAGCUCGCAAGUGUGCGCGCCGAGCUGGAGACCUCGAUUGCCGGCGCCGGGGAGAGUCAGCAGCGCCUUGCUGCGCUCGAGGCGGAGCUCGAGACGCGAGCCACUGCGCUGCUCGAGGCCGAGCAGCGCGCAUCGGCGGCCGAACAGCGCGUGGCUGAGCAAGAUGCGGGCCUGCAGACGAAGCUCGACGAGGCGCAAGCUGAGAUCCGACAGCUCACAAGCGCCGUCGAGGCGCUUGACCUGGCCAAGUUUGGCGCCGAGCACGAGGCGCAGCAAGCCGUGGAAGCCCGCGAUACUGCCGUCGCAGACGCACAAGCCGCAAAGGAGCGUCUCGCAGAGCUUGAAGCAACGAUUGCUUCGCAGAGCGCCGACACCACAGCCUCCGAAGCACUGGAGCGGGCUUCGAUGCAGCUUGAAGCGACUCAGGGAGAGCUGCAGGCUGCGCAGACUUUGGUGGCAGAGCGCGAGGCAGAUGUCGAGCAGUGGAGCUCCAUGGCCUCGGAGCUGGAAGUGCAGCUGCAGACCAGCUCGGACCAGGUUGCGCGCCUGCAGCAAGCUGCCACGGAGGCGGAGCUGGAGCUCGAUGUACUCCGCAGCAACGUCGCCUCGGGCAGCGAGACGCAGCAGAAGCUCGAGCAGCUCCGCCUGGAGCUCGCUGCACGCAACGAGCAGCUCGGCGAGGUGGUGCCGGCGCUGCGCAAGCGCGAGGCCGAGCUCACCUCUGCCAAGCGCCGAGUGCAGCGGCUGGCCAGCACCGUGCGCUCCGCAUUCGCAGCUGGUGCGGGUGCGCUCGGCGACGAGAGCAUGCUGCGAGGCGACAUGUCGAUGUCCUUCGCCGCCUGCGCCGAUGAGUCAACGUUCUUCGCCACGCCCGGAGGUCGAGCCAGCUCGCGCAGCUUCGAGACGGACCUCUUCGACGAGAUCGACCAGGUCAAGCAGCACAUCGAGGACGCCAGCCGGCGCAUGGACUUCCAGCGCGUCGAGACUGAGAUGCAGCUGCGCCGCGCACGAACGGAGAUACAGGCCAAUGCUGCACUCGCCGAGACAGCGAGCGUCCCGACGCAAGACUCGGGCAACGUCUCCGUCGAGAGCGCGGGUACCGAGAUGCCGCGCCAGCGCAGCGUGACGCCCCAGAGCGAGCCACUCCCAGACCUCGCGACGGAGCUCGCCGCCAAGCGGGCGCAGCUCGAGUCGCUCCAGGCUCGCCGCGAGGCCGCUGCCCUCUCACAAGCGAGCGCGGCUGCGACCGUCGAGUACGUUGCCAAGCUGGAGGCCCGCGUCGCAGCGCACCAGGCCGAGAUCCGCGACUACCUGCAGCGGCGCUCGACCGUCAGGCCCUCGAGCUGACCGCAGCUGUACACGAAGCAGAGUCCGCAAGAGUCGCUGCUCAAACUCAAGCUGCCGACGCUGUGGCAUCCCUCAAGAGUGCCACGGCUUCCGAGGCGUCGCUUCAAAGCCAGCUCGAGGCUCAGGCAACGGAGGUCGCCCGCCUGGAAGAGCAGCUUAGCCAAGCCGAAGCACAGGCCAACGACGUGCGCGCUCGCACGCCGAGCGACACCGCCGCCGACGAGGCGCUCUUCGCGGACCUGGCAG